Molecule: messenger RNA, 1072 nt
Organism: Propithecus coquereli (Coquerel's sifaka)
Lineage: Eukaryota; Metazoa; Chordata; Mammalia; Primates; Indriidae
Gene: GPN3
Product: GPN-loop GTPase 3
Exons: 8
Coding region: 85-939 (284 amino acids)
Molecular function (GO): GTPase activity
Source: RefSeq, a predicted model, not a curated record
CACUUCACGUUCCCGGAAUUCAGUGGCCGUCGCGCGCAGGCUGGAGAGAGUGUGUCUGGCGGUCUGGUAAUCCCGGUAGCAGACAUGCCUCGGUACGCGCAGCUGGUCAUGGGCCCCGCAGGCAGCGGGAAGAGCACCUAUUGUGCCACCAUGGUCCAGCACUGUGAAGCCCUCAACAGGUCGGUCCAAGUUGUAAACCUAGAUCCAGCAGCAGAACACUUCAACUACCCUGUGAUGGCUGACAUCCGAGAACUGAUCGAGGUGGAUGAUGUGAUGGAGGACGAUUCUCUGAGGUUUGGUCCCAAUGGAGGAUUGGUAUUUUGCAUGGAGUACUUUGCCAAUAAUUUCGACUGGCUAGAGAACUGUCUUGGCCAUGUAGAGGACGACUACAUCCUUUUUGAUUGUCCAGGUCAGAUUGAGUUGUACACUCACCUGCCUGUGAUGAAACAGCUGGUCCAGCAGCUGGAACAGUGGGAGUUCCGAGUCUGUGGAGUUUUUCUUGUUGAUUCGCAGUUCAUGGUGGAGUCAUUCAAGUUUAUUUCUGGUAUUUUGGCAGCCCUGAGUGCCAUGGUCUCUCUAGAAAUUCCGCAAGUUAACAUCAUGACAAAAAUGGAUCUGCUCAGUAAGAAAGCAAAAAAGGAAAUUGAGAAAUUUCUAGAUCCAGACAUGUAUUCUUUGUUAGAAGAUUCUACAAGUAACUUAAGAAGCAAAAAAUUCAAAAAAUUGACUAAAGCUAUAUGUGGACUGAUUGAUGACUACAGCAUGGUUCGGUUUUUACCUUAUGAUCAGUCAGAUGAAGAAAGCAUGAACAUCGUAUUACAGCAUAUUGAUUUUGCCAUUCAGUACGGUGAAGACUUGGAAUUUAAAGAACCAAAGGAACCUGAAGAUGAGUCUUCCUCUAUGUUUGAUGAAUAUUUUCAAGAAUGCCAGGGUGAAUGAAGAGUUUACUAAAUAGUAACUGGAUAUGAAGAGCUGUGGCCCUAUUAGCAGAACCUUCUUCUCUUCGAAGGAUGCAAUAGUAGAAAGCUAUUUAUUUUAAUGAAAAAAAAUAGUACUUGAUUGUUUAUCAGCA